GCCUCCAUCUUGGAGUGCGAGUUUUGAGCGACGUCAUAGACGUGCGCGUUUUCUGUUGGCUAAAUUUAAUACACAACAAAGUUAUGAAAUUUGGUUGAUGGCUACUACAUAAUACAUUGAAAAUGAUAACAUGCCGUCAUCCGUAUGUCGUGUGGUAAUGUUUUCAAUGUGCAUUGUUUUCUCAAUUGGAAGUGAGUGUGGGCCUGCAGAAUACAAAACUAGCGCUGGAGAAUGUUGUCCUAUGUGUGGAAAAGGUUCAGUUGUAUACAGACACUGCACUUCAGACUCCAGCACAACAUGUAUUCCGUGUAUCAGAGGGACAUACAUGGAUGAACCCAACGGACUUACCAGGUGCCUCCCAUGUAAUACUUGUGAUCCAGGGCAGGGACUAAUUUUUCUUAAUGAGUGUACAACAACCAGCAACGCAGUCUGUGAUGUCAAAGAUGGAUUUUAUUGUAAAAGCUAUUCAAGAAAUAAAGAGUGCAGUUAUGCAAUAAAACAUUCCACAUGCUCCCCUGGUGAAUACCUCAAAGUACCAGGGACAAAAACUACGGAUACACAGUGUGAACAGUGUCCACAUGGUCAUUUCUCUCCAUAUGGUGUCAACUGCACAGCAUGGACAAAGUGUAAUUUUGACCAACAGAAGACUGCAGAAGGAACCAAAACAAACGAUACAGUUUGUGAAAAUAUACCUGAACUAAGUAGAUUAUGGAUUCUUGGACCAGUACUAUUAACAGCUCUUCUAUGUGCUGGACUAAUUGGAAACUACUUAAAGGAAGACUCCCAUACAAGAAACUAUCAAAGAGUCCUCCUGAACAGAGACAGCUGCUUGAGGGGUCAAAAAUUGCAGUGGGUCAAAGCUUUCUGCUGUAACACCUGUUCCACGGUGUUCACCGCCCUGCGCCCUCUCCUCGCGGUGUUGGGCGAAUCCAGCGCUGGAUGUGUGGAACACGGUCUCCUCCUCGUCCACUUCCAAAACCUCACCAUCAGCAACAGGUAACAGUCACUCAGCCCCCUGCACAGCUGCAGCAGUUAACUAAGAGACUGGCACUCUGGACAGAAGAGCGUGUUACACUGGGGACUCACUGUGUGAGCGAGAAAAAUGUCUACCUGAAAUUCUGCGCCCUGGGAAAUCACUGGAUUCCUGAAACCAGCGAUCCUCACAAGAGCCCACAGCCCACAACACAGAGCACUUCCCCCAGAACCCUCAUCAGCAGUUCCAUAAUUAACCAGGAUAACAGUGGCUCAUUACCCUAGGACAAGGUAACAUAUCGGGAUCACUACAUCAUGCUCAUUCAAGUACAGGAGCUACUGCAAUUCUGCAGCUGUUCACAGUUACUGAACUUUUGUCUCAAAGGUAUGUGGGUGUAAUAAGAACUUUUUUCUUCGAAAGACAGCUGGACUUAAUAGCCUAUCAUAUAAUUAGCUUUUCACAUAUUGAUACACCUCUCAUUUUGUUGCUCCUUCAGUAGGGUAAUGUGAGCUGAUAAAAUAACAUCACACAUGUUGCUACUCUGUUUUUAAUCCAUCCUGUCACUUAAAUGUUGUUCACGUGUCUUAAUGAGUGGUAUUGUUGGACAAGGGUUUAAUAGGUGGUUUUACUUUCUUUUGAACUUGCUGCUUCUUGUGUUGUGGGAUCUAUCAAAAAUAAUCUGUUUCCUUUUUCAGUAGGUGAGAGUUUUUAAUCACAGCACGCAAUAAUUACAACAACCUCAUUUAGGAAUCUUGUAUAGUCUCUGUUUGUGACUUUAUUUGUUAAUUCUGCAUAAUCAGGGAUUCUAGAUUUAGCAUAGCUUCCUGGACUGUCUGAGGCCUACACAUUACGUCAUCACCAGUGCACCAUUUUAAUCCCAGCACCCCUGACCAAUGUACUGAAUCUGCCAAAUGUCACGAUACGGGGGCUAGGACCCAGGCGCAGAGUGGGAGCAAACACGAAACUCAAAAAUGUAGAUACAAAUAAGAUUUUACUAACAAAAAACAACAACAAAGAGCCACGAGGGGCAUAUAACAAAACUAAAAGAAUACAA
Molecule: messenger RNA, 2027 nt
Organism: Anguilla rostrata (American eel)
Lineage: Eukaryota; Metazoa; Chordata; Actinopteri; Anguilliformes; Anguillidae
Product: tumor necrosis factor receptor superfamily member 14-like
Exons: 7
Coding region: 131-1000 (289 amino acids)
Biological process (GO): defense response to Gram-negative bacterium; positive regulation of peptidyl-tyrosine phosphorylation; defense response to Gram-positive bacterium
Cellular component (GO): external side of plasma membrane
Molecular function (GO): protein binding
Source: RefSeq, a predicted model, not a curated record